GUCUGGAUCAACGACACACAGCUGGCUGAAGUACCCAUCCUCUUUUAGGACAAACACCAGGGAGGCAUACCCAAACACGACACCAGCAAAGCAGAGACACUCAAACAUCCCAGACAGCAAGGGGUGCCACACGAGGACAGUAUUGGAACACUUUCAGCGAGGCAAUUAAAAUGUGAACGAAAAGCCGUCUGCAACAGCAAGAGGAGGAAGAACCGUCAGCCCUCAGCCCACAGCCCAGUCAAGUGAACAACAACCCUGGCACAGAAGAAAUUGUAUAGUGUGUGAAUGGAGCAGUGUGCGAGUACGGCCUCCCUGCUGGCCUCUGUGCGGGAGCAGGAGAGGCAGUUUGAGAUGCUGAGCCGAGCUCUGGAGGAGGAGCGGAGGUCGUGCGCCGGCACUUUGCCCCGCCCUCUUCCCAACAUGCAGAACGGCCGUCUUCCUUGUGAUGCGGACAUAGAGAGGCUGACACUUAACGAGGGUUACGUCAACGGGACACAUCAUUUCAGGAUGGAGCCUGGUCAGGUGGUGCAAGAGACCUACACGGUGGAAGAGCCCCAGGAAUCCAACCCAAUGGUUUCUGUGGAGACCAACGAUGAUGGCACAACAAAACGCACAGAAACAACGGUAAAAAAAGUGGUUAAAACCACCACGACGCGCACAGUUAUUCCCUCAGUAUCCGACACACUUUCCUUGGAUGGUGGGGGCUCAGUGACUGGUAUGGGAGCGUACAUCCCACCCGUGGACCGGGGGUACAGGCAGGCACCUGGAGUAGGUGUACCCAUGGAAUACCCUACCAAAACUGUGCCUCGUAACUACCAAUAUGGACCUCCGGCUGGUUAUGACGAUUACCGUGUUGGUCCUCCGUCAGAAACAUAUGCAAGCCUCAACAGGGGUGCUCGCAUGGACGAUCGCUAUAGACCAGUCCAUCCAGAUGGUUAUCGAACUCUGGAUCCAAGCUACAGAGCACCCAGUAGAGGACAGCUAGACCCUUAUGCUGCUCAACCACAGGUUGGACGAAUGGGAAGUGCAGUGGAGUUAUCCUCAAUCCCAAGGUUCGUCCCAGAUCCGUAUGGACUGGAGGAUGAUCGGCGAAGCAUGGGCUAUGAUGAGCCUGACUAUGGAAUGGGACAUCCAAUGCACUACAGCACUGUGCCCCGCAACCACCAUGGUUUUCCCCAAGGCCCACCACGCAGGACUGGGAGUUACGAUGGCACUCUAGAUGGUGAUAUGAGUGGUCCAGGAGAUAUGUACUAUUGGGGAGGAGGUCCCCCUAUGGCACAUGGUGAAAGAGGAAGUAUGGCAUCUUUGGACAGCACUCUAAGGAAAGGCCCAGGCCCAGGUGGCUGGCGUCAACCAGAGUUGCCAGAGGUUGUUGCCAUGCUCAACUACCGGCUGGAUCCAGUCAGAAGCAAUGCUGCUGCAUACUUACAGCAUCUCACUUAUAAGAAUGACAAAGUAAAGUCAGAGGUUCGACGUCUUAAAGGCAUUCCAGCGUUGGUAUCGAUGCUUGACAACCCAAACAAAGAGGUUCACUACGCAGCUUGUGGAGCAUUGAAGAACAUUUCAUAUGGCAAAGAUCCAGACAACAAAAUAGCCAUCAAGAACUGUGAUGGAGUGCCUGCCUUAAUUAGGCUUCUGAGGAAGACCCAUGACCAGGACCUUACUGACUUAAUCACAGGGACACUCUGGAACCUGUCAUCUCACGACUCUGUAAAGAUGGAGAUUGUGGACCACGCGUUACAUGCCCUUUCCGAUGAAGUGAUGGUACCUCGCUCGGGCUGGGGGCGUGGGAGCAAUGGUGGUGGAGGGGAGGAAAACUGUAAGCCUCGACACCUGGAGUGGGAGACAGCUCUCACGAACACAGCGGGUUGCCUGAGAAAUGUGAGUUCAGAGAGAAGUGAAGCAAGGCGGAAGCUGAGAGAGUGCACAGGAUUGGUGGAUUCGCUCAUGUACAUCGUUCAGUCCCAGAUUGAUUGUAAAGAUGUUGACAAUAAGCUUAUAGAGAACAGUGUGUGUCUGCUGAGGAACCUAUCCUAUCAUGUGCAUCGUGAAAUCCCUGGGUGUGAGCGGUACCAAGAAGCUGCACCUGUCAACCAGGGCCCAGCCUCGUCUAGCCAGAAGGGUGGCUGUUUCAGCUCGCGCAAGAGUAAAGAUGAGUGGUUUUCCAGAGGAAAAAAAGAUGAGGACGAUGCAGCUGCAGACACAAUAGACAUUCCAAAGAGGACCACGCCUGCUAAAGGCUAUGAGCUGUUGUUCCAACCAGAGGUGGUCCGCAUCUAUACCUCUCUGCUCAAGGAGUCGAAGAACCCCACCGUGUUGGAGGCCUCAGCAGGAGCUGUUCAGAAUUUGUGUGCUGGACGUUGGACGUAUGGCCGUUACAUCCGUGCCGUGCUACGUCAAGAGAAGGGUCUGCCCAUGAUGACUGAACUACUGGCCCACGGCAAUGACAGAGUGGUUCGAGCGAUGUCGGGAGCACUUCGCAACCUUGCCAUUGAUGCCCGUAACAGAGAUCUAUUGGGUAAACACGCAGUGCCUCACCUAGUAGCCAACCUUCCCGGUGGUGGUCAGAGUCAGCCCGUGCGAGCGCUGUCAGAAGCAACAGUAGUGUCAGUGUUGAGCACACUCCAAGAGGUGUUGGGCUCUAGCUUGGAAGCUGCAAAGACUCUCAGAGCCUCACAAGGAAUUGAGAGGCUGGUCCUCAUUAACAAAGAUGGUAAUCGUUCAGAGAGGGAAGUGCGUGGGGCUGGGCUCGUAUUGCAGACUGUAUGGGGCUACAAGGAGCUGCGCCGCACUUUGGAAAAGGAUGGAUGGAAAAAGACAGAUUUCAUGGUCAACCUAAACCCUCCCAGCAACAACACUAGGACCAAUGGAGGAUAUGAGGACAGCACGCUGCCGCUUAUAGACAGAGGUGGUAAAGGUGAACGUGAAAUGAUUCCAAUGAAUGACAUGGGCCCAGAUGCCUACUCCACACUGGACCAGCAAGGGAGAAGGAACACUUUGGAUAACACACUCGAACCUGAUGAUAAAAAUGCAGUACAGGGAGUGAGUUUUGGGGAGAGGCAGGCUUCCUUGCCUCUAAUGGAUUCUUAUGAUGGUUAGGCUACACCCAUUAAGUGCAUGCCAGCGCAUGGUAUGUUUGUCUCACAGAAAAACUGAUUGUGUGCAUCACAAAACAACAUCUUCCCACCCGCUGCCCCUGUUAAAUUGACAAAGGGACCAGAACACUACAAAUGGGACAAACCACAUGACCAUUUUCCUACUCUUCCUUGUCCUCCUCAUGCUUUUGGAGCACAUUUUCCCUCUUGGUGACAUUCCUCCUUUAGCAGCUGACAAGCCAAGACAUCCCAUUAAAAACUGGAUAAGCGAUAUGGCUCUAUGACAGCAAGAUUGUGACACUUUGACCACUUUUAGCGCACCAAGUCCCUUAAACUACAAAACAAGAAGAAACGUAUAGUCUGACAAAGACCUUUGUACCAUACAUAGCAGACAGCUUAACUACACUACGACUUUCCUGGAAAACACUAAUACUCCAUUUAAGUUCUGAAAGUUGGGAUCAGAACAUGAAAUGGGGGAAAUUGUACAUGGAUGUUUAAAAGAAAUCGAGGGGUUGUGUAACUCCCCUUUAAAGGGUCAUGACUACAGAAAGAUCUGUUAACAUUGCGAAACUUAAUUGAUUGACUCUGAUACAUGGAUUCCUGUUUUGUAGUGGUUGUUCCUGUUUUUUGCUUUGUGCUGUAUGACAUGUACAUGUGCCAAAUGACUAUGCCGUUGCUACAACUGCCAUUACUUAAUUCUCCUGUUAACAGAGAUAAUCCAUCAUCUGCUUUUAGUACGUUUGUCCUUGUGAAAGCCCAUCACAUGGUGCAUGGGCAUGCUGCAAUUUCUGUAUUUUAUAUCAAUAUAAAAGGGAUGUCCUUUUUAAAUUUGGGGUACCCAACGAUUUAUUCAAUAAGAACCAUCUUUACCUGUGAUAUCUGAUAAAUCGUGCUAUUUACAGCAAAUUCCUUACAUUUGUGAUUCAGCAGAGGCAUUUUCAUCUAUUUGAAAGUCCAUAUUCUGAAUGUGUAAUGCAGAACUGUUUUUAAGUCUUUGUGUGGGCCAACUGGAGUGCCUUGAUUACUCAGGACAGGUAUGAUGGGCGUGUCGAACCAUAAUGUGGCUAGUCAAUCAUCGUGUCACUAUAUGAUUGCUGGAGUUUUAUGAGUUAAUGGAAUACAUCUGUUAAUAAGUAAGCAUCGAUUAUUUCUUUGAAAACAAAAACUUGUGCUCUGUAUAUGUGCGCCACGGAGUCUACAUACCUUUUAAGUCUACAGAACAGCACAUGGGAUAAAGUUGUAGUUUUUGCCCACAUUCUCUAGUUCUGUUGUUAUUCUGUAAAGAACAACACACUAGUGCAAAGUAAGAUUGUAGAUAAUUCAAAGAAAAAAAAGCACAAGGUGAUGUUUUUUCCCCUUUGCUUUAGUUUUUCAUGCCAACUGCCUAAUUUUCAAGUUGCCUUGAAAUGUGGACUGACUUAAAAAAAAAAUGCAAAUUGCAUGGGAUUUUGUUGGUUUGUCUAGGAAGGCAUACACCUUACAUUGUCAGUUAAAAAUACAAAAAGCACAUAUAUAUGAUAUAUAUAUAUAUAGAUAAUCUAUACACACAAGAGAAUAUUUGUCAAUUUUAAGGUUUCUUUUUAAAUAUUGAUUUGGGUUUAAUUGUUCUGGGUGCUCUGGGUGAACGCUUAUGCAAUCUGUUUUUGUUAGAUUGAAAACUUGUCUUAAUUAGAAGCUUAAAGCUCCACACUACAUGUGCUCAUGGAAUUUUAAGGUUGAAAACUGAUGGACUACACUUUAGUAUCUCUGCCUUGGCUCUUACAGUUGCACAUUCUCAUUAUGAAUGAAUUAUGUAACUAGCAAUAUUGUUUUUAAUAAAAGAUUUUUCAGCCUGC
This is a messenger RNA of Corythoichthys intestinalis (scribbled pipefish), 4930 nucleotides long. RefSeq names its product catenin (cadherin-associated protein), delta 1 (gene ctnnd1). The record is from RefSeq and is a predicted model, not a curated record. The transcript has 25 exons. Gene Ontology annotation, cellular component: adherens junction; plasma membrane; nucleus. Gene Ontology annotation, molecular function: cadherin binding. Gene Ontology annotation, biological process: cell-cell adhesion; cell-cell junction assembly. Lineage: Eukaryota; Metazoa; Chordata; Actinopteri; Syngnathiformes; Syngnathidae. Bases 286 to 3099 code for a protein of 937 amino acids.